This is a messenger RNA of Onychomys torridus (southern grasshopper mouse), 1194 nucleotides long. RefSeq names its product visual system homeobox 1 (gene Vsx1). Gene Ontology annotation, molecular function: DNA-binding transcription factor activity, RNA polymerase II-specific; transcription cis-regulatory region binding. The record is from RefSeq and is a predicted model, not a curated record. The coding region runs from base 30 to 1124 and encodes 364 amino acids. Gene Ontology annotation, biological process: regulation of DNA-templated transcription. Gene Ontology annotation, cellular component: nucleus. The transcript has 5 exons. Lineage: Eukaryota; Metazoa; Chordata; Mammalia; Rodentia; Cricetidae.
CCCUCGCCUGGCCUAGAGAGCUGAGAAACAUGACUGGACGGGACGGGCUUUCAGAUGCGCGCUCUAGCAGAGCCCUGGCGCCAGGCUGCCCUCCCACCGGCUCUCGCCUUCGAAGCUUCGCCAUCAACGACCUGCUGGGCUUGGAAGCGGAUUUGCCGACUCAGACUGGACCCGGGUUAGGAUCCAGCUGUGAAGUUCCAGCGGAGGCUGCGGGGCCCAGGCCAGGACUCUGCGGUUCCUGCCCUGCUCGCGGCGCUCUCCCGCUGGGGCUGGGCCUCCUCUGCGGCUUCGGGGCGCAACCCCCCUCCGCGGCCUCUGCCCGAGCGCGCUGCCUGCUCCUCGCCGAUCUGAGGCUCCUGCCACCCGCAGGACCCGAGUCUGCGGUCGCCCACACCCCCGCCCGCCCGCCGCCUGCGCCCGGCUGCCAGCAGCGCAGCGAGAGCGUCUCCACGUCGGAUGGGGACAGUCCAUCUGAAGAAAAGAGUGACCUGAAGAUGUCCCCUACCCUGGGCAAGAGGAAGAAACGGAGGCACAGGACAGUUUUCACUGCCCAUCAACUAGAAGAGCUGGAGAAGGCAUUUGGUGAGGCUCACUACCCUGACGUGUAUGCCCGGGAAAUGCUUGCUGUGAAAACGGAACUCCCCGAAGACCGAAUACAGGUCUGGUUCCAGAACCGGAGGGCCAAGUGGCGUAAGCGAGAGAAGCGCUGGGGCGGCAGCAGCGUGAUGGCUGAGUACGGACUCUACGGAGCCAUGGUGCGCCACUGCAUCCCACUGCCAGAUUCCGUGCUCAACUCCGCGGAUAGCCCGCACGGCUCCUGUGCGCCCUGGCUUCUGGGCAUGCAUAAAAAGUCUACAGGGAUGAGAAAACCAGAAAGUGAAGACAAGUUAGCAGGACUCUGGGGUUUUGACCACCUCAAAGAAGGUGCUAAUAAUGAUGGACCUGAAAGGGGCCCAGACAAAGCAAGCCUGAACCCUGAGGAUAACUUGGAAGAUGUGGCCAUUGACCUGUCCAAUUCUUCCAGGCAGGAGACAAAGAAAAUACCCCUGGAAUCCAGUGAUCAGGGUUGUUCCCAUGCUCCAGGGCUGCAGGUACCACAGCCCCCAAAGGUGGGAGCCUCAUGAGACGAACAGAUUUGCCCCUCCCCCAAAAUGGAAAUAUGCAUAUUUCUCAUGAGCAAUUUUUAGGAGAUAA